GCGGGGCCAAGGGCUUCUUCGCUGCCCGGCCCUGCAGAGCGGAGGUCUGCAGGCUCCAGUUUAGUAAAGCGCAUGCAAACCCGGCCAGAAGCCACCGCACUUAUCAGCAGAUCUCAUGAUUGUUUGGUAAAGGCUCUGCGGGUCUACACAGGUCACCUCCCUCGGAACUCCGCGACUCCACGUCGGAGCCAGCCCUCGGCCCCCCUGCAGUCGGACGGUUACAGCCGCGGGAGACCUGGAGGCGGUGGCAGCGGCCCAGGAACUAGCAGCAGCGCCCGGGCUCUUGCUCUUGCAGAACUCACAAGAUCUCUCUUAAAGAAAUCUGUAGUCAGAACUUUAUGCUGUGUUUUCAUUCAGGAAAGAAGCAGGAAGAGAAGAGUAUUGUCUCCUAGGAAUCCAGCCCUGGAGAAACGAGGAGAAUUCUUCCCAAGAUGGUCUCCCAUUCAGAGCUGAGGAAACUUUUCUGUUCAGCUGAUGCAGUGUGCUUUGAUGUUGACAGCACAGUCAUCAGGGAAGAAGGAAUUGAUGAGCUGGCCAAAUUCUGUGGAGUUGAGGAUGCUGUGUCAGAAAUGACACGGCGAGCCAUGGGCGGGGCAGUGCCUUUCAAGGCUGCCCUCACAGAGCGCUUAGCUCUGAUCCAGCCCUCCAGGGAACAGGUGCAAAGGCUCAUAGCAGAGCACCCACCACACCUGACCCCCGGCAUAAGGGAGCUAGUAAGUCGCCUACAAGAGCGAAAUGUUCAGGUUUUUCUAAUAUCUGGAGGCUUUAGGAGCAUUGUGGAACAUGUUGCUUCAAAGCUCAACAUCCCACCAACCAAUGUCUUUGCCAACAGGCUGAAAUUCUACUUUAAUGGUGAAUAUGCAGGUUUUGAUGAGAUGCAGCCAACAGCCGAAUCUGGUGGGAAAGGAAAAGUUAUUAAACUUUUAAAGGAAAAAUUUCAUUUUAAGAAAAUAGUCAUGAUCGGAGACGGAGCCACAGACAUGGAAGCCUGUCCCCCUGCUGAUGUUUUCAUUGGAUUUGGAGGAAAUGUGAUCAGGCAACAAGUAAAGGACAACUCGGAAUGGUACAUCACUGAUUUUGUAGAGCUUUUGGGAGAACUGGAAGAAUAAGAUCCGUUUUUAUACAGUUCAUAACAACUUCAGGUUAAUUUUUAAAAGUUAUACAGUUUGAUACUGUUUGCUUCCAAUUGCAUAUUAGGACUUAAUAUAUAAAUUUAGUACUGAUUAUCUGUACUUCCAAGUAAACUAUAGUUAGGGCUCCUAGAACAUUGUGGUUCGUUUUUUUUUUUUUUUUUUUUAACUGUAGUUCUGGUAUUAUUAUGACCAUUUAAUUACCUGGAGAGUUUUAUAAUUUGAAUUCUUUAUGUAUUUUCCUAGCUAUAUUUUAUUUGAAGCCUUUUGAAGGUGGAUAGUAAACACCUUCAUUAUUGGAAAUAUGGAUUAGGCAGCUUUAAGUGAAAUUGGUUUUCCCUUUAUAUAUAAAUAAAAGUUUAUCCACAUA
Molecule: messenger RNA, 1500 nt
Organism: Balaenoptera acutorostrata (minke whale)
Lineage: Eukaryota; Metazoa; Chordata; Mammalia; Artiodactyla; Balaenopteridae
Gene: PSPH
Product: phosphoserine phosphatase
Exons: 7
Coding region: 432-1109 (225 amino acids)
Biological process (GO): L-serine biosynthetic process; dephosphorylation
Cellular component (GO): cytoplasm
Molecular function (GO): L-phosphoserine phosphatase activity; magnesium ion binding
Source: RefSeq, a predicted model, not a curated record